AGCUCGUCUUUCAGUUUUAAAGGGAGACUAUAAAUUGGAUUUUUUUGUUAAAGCCCUUAAACGCAGACACAUAAUUCAGAUUUUAAAUCAAAGCCCUGUACAGUGUGUGUACCUGUACGCUAUGCUUCUCUCUAGUAUCAUUUUCAUUUAAUUCUUGGUAAUUUUGUACAUACCAACUGCCAGAAAGCCCAAGGGAUUUCGCUGUCACCUCAAACUGAACCAAACCUAGAACCUUUGUCCCCAAACCUGCUCCGUCUCUAGACCUUUUUUGCUGUCUAUAUUGGCCUCAGUAUUCCAGACAUUUCUGGAUCGAACAAGGCCUUGGUGUUUUUUCUCCUCUUGUCCUUCCCGCUAUAGUUCCCCAAAACCUGAGUCUGUUAAUUUUGUCUCAUGGAUUUCCCUGUUUUUUGUUUCCUUCCUUCCUGUUCCAGCUACCCCCAUUGCUAGCCUGCCUGCUGCUCCUCUGAUCCGGAUUCUGUCCCUAUUGUAGCUUCUGUAGCAUUGCCCAGCCAGGGUGAUCGUCUUUUUCUAAUACCUCUUUCAUUAUUUCCCUACUCAAAAAAUUCUGUGUGUCCUUGUUGCCUUCCACGUAAAUUUAACUUCUUCUGUGUAGAUCUCAAGGCUUCAUAGUAGGUUUAUCUUGGCUAUCUAUCUAGAGUCCACCCCACCACCCACACUCCUUAACCCAUUGCUCCAUUAAAGCCAACUCUACUUCUCCAAUUCAGCCACCUGUCAGGGGCUGCCAGGAGUCUCGUGGGAGUGUCUGGAUUAUGGGCAGAUCCUUUCACUAGGCCUUGGCUGUUGAGUUAACAUAGAUUCUGGAGUUUUAAAACAUUUUUUUAUAAACCUCUAUUACCAUUUGGCCCAACACCUCAAGGCAAGAAGGAGGUAGAAUAAAGGAAGAUUCCAGGUGAUGGCUGUGGACACCUAGUGACUUACCAGGAUAGUGGCACAAUGACAUCUAAGAAUUAUCCCGGGACCUACCCCAAUCACACUGUUUGCGAAAGGACGAUUACAGUACCAAAGGGGAAGAGACUGAUUCUGAGGUUGGGAGACUUGGAUAUCGAAUCCCAGACCUGUGCUUCUGACUAUCUUCUCUUCACCAGCUCUUCAGAUCAGUAUGGUCCAUACUGUGGAAGUAUGACUGUUCCCAAAGAACUCUUGCUGAACACAAGUGAAGUAACCGUCCGCUUUGAGAGUGGAUCCCACAUUUCUGGCCGGGGUUUUUUGCUGACCUAUGCGAGCAGCGACCAUCCAGAUUUAAUAACAUGUUUGGAACGAGCUAGCCAUUAUUUGAAGACAGAAUACAGCAAAUUCUGCCCAGCUGGUUGUAAAGACGUAGCAGGAGACAUUUCUGGGAAUAUGGUAGAUGGAUAUAGAGAUACCUCUUUAUUGUGCAAAGCUGCCAUCCAUGCAGGAAUAAUUGCUGACGAACUGGGUGGCCAGAUCAGUGUGCUUCAGCACAAAGGGAUCAGUCGAUAUGAAGGAAUCCUGGCCAAUGGUGUGCUGUCAAGGGAUGGUUCCCUGUCAGACAGGCGAUUUCUGUUUACCUCCAAUGGUUGCAGCAGAUCCUUGAGUUUGGAACCAGAUGGGCAAAUCAGAGCUUCUUCCUCAUGGCAGUCGGUCAAUGAGAGUGGAGACCAAGUUCACUGGUCUCCUGGCCAAGCCCGACUUCAGGACCAAGGCCCAUCAUGGGCUUCGGGUGACAGUAGCAACAACCACAAACCACGAGAGUGGCUGGAGAUAGAUUUGGGAGAGAAAAAGAAAAUAACAGGAAUUAGGACUACAGGAUCUACACAGUCGAAUUUCAACUUUUAUGUUAAGAGUUUUGUGAUGAACUUCAAAAACAACAAUUCUAAGUGGAAGACCUAUAAAGGAAUUGUGAAUAAUGAAGAAAAGGUGUUUCAGGGCAACUCUAACUUUCGGGACCCAGUGCAGAACAAUUUCAUCCCUCCCAUCGUGGCCAGAUAUGUACGGGUUGUCCCCCAGACAUGGCACCAGAGGAUAGCCUUGAAGGUGGAGCUCAUUGGUUGCCAGAUUACACAAGGUAAUGAUUCAUUGGUGUGGCGCAAGACAACUCAAAGCACCAGUGUUUCAACUGAGAAAGAAGAUGAGACAAUCACAAGGCCCAUCCCCUCAGAAGACAUGCCCACAGGAAUGAACAUUACAACCGUGGCUAUUCCACUGGUGCUUCUUGUUGCCCUGCUGCUUGCUGGAAUGGGGAUCUUUGCAGCCUUUAGAAAGAAGAAGAAGAAAGGAAGUCCAUAUGGAUCAGCAGAGGCUCAGAAAACAGACUGUUGGAAGCAGAUUAAAUAUCCCUUUGCCAGACAUCAGUCAGCUGAGUUUACCAUCAGCUAUGAUAAUGAGAAGGAGAUGACACAAAAGUUAGAUCUCAUCACAAGUGAUAUGGCAGAUUACCAGCAGCCCCUCAUGAUUGGCACCGGGACAGUCACGAGGAAGGGCUCCACCUUCCGGCCCAUGGACACGGACGCCGAGGAGGCGGGGGCGGGCGCCGACGGCGGCCACUAUGACUGCCCGCAGCGGGCAGGCCGGCACGAGUACGCGCUGCCCCUGGCGCCCCCGGAGCCCGAGUACGCCACGCCCAUCGUGGAGCGGCACCUGCUGCGCGCCCACACCUUCUCCGCGCAGAGCGGCUACCGCGUCCCGGGGCUGCGGCCUGGCCACAAACACUCCCUCUCCUCCGGCGGCUUCUCCCCGGCGGCCGGUGCGGGCGCUCAGGACCGAGACUAUCAAAGGCCACAGAGCCCGCAGCCUUCGGACAGCGGCUACGACCUGCCCAAAGCCGCCGGCACCGUGGCCACCGAGAGCGGUCACCCUGACUCUCAGAAGCCCCCAACGCAUCCCGGGAAGAGCUAUUCCGCCCCCAGAGACUGCCUCACACCCCUCAACCAGACGGCCAUGACUGCCCUUUUGUGAACACAAUGUGAAAGAAGCCUGCCGUGGUACUGAGCGUCGGGCUGUCGCAAGGCACUGGAAGAAGGGAGCCUGCUGGUCCAGAGCGCGCGUGUGUGCGCGCGUGUGCGCGUGUGUGUGUGAGAGAUUCAGUAGGAUCCUAGAGACAAUGUCUCAUACUGUUUACAAAAUUGUGCAGCUGGUUUCGUGCUGACCCUUAGGGUUGAGUCUGUUGGGUUUUGUUGGGCUAGAAAAAUGAAAAUUUUCAAAUGGCGUUUUCAUUCCUCUGACUGUGAUAUUGAGCUGCUUUGGUGUUAAAGGUGUAAUCUACAGAGUUGUAUUUAACAAGAAUAAAAGUAACUUAAGUUUCCUCUAUCAGAUUUUAGUUCUGCACAGAAGUUAAGUGGGAAAAUGCAGCUGUUGCAAAACGUAUAUAGAUAGUGUGUUCAUUUUUUUCAGUAUAUUAUCUGAACUGUGUUAGCAGCAGGUCUGCUUAAACUUAAUCUUGUUGUUAUUGUGAGUCAUUUCCUUUCAUUUGAUAACUAGAACUAAAAGCAUUUUUAACAUUCUUCUCCUGGAAGAAAUGAAUUACUUGAAGCAUGAAAAGCACACCAGGGUGGUUGUUUAUUUAGCAAUUAUGGUUGUAGAUCUAGAAACAAGCAAAGAAACAGCACCUCCACAGCUGCCCUUUUCCUUAGACUCCACUUCAGAGGGGGAUGCGAAGAGGUCAGCCCAGCUCCCAUGACCAUGAAGGUGGCACAGGAAUUACAGUGUGAGUGGCUGUAUCAGAUGUUUUCGUACCUCAGAUUAAAAAUAUUGCUGAGGUCAGAGGCCACACUUUUCAUUACUUUCUUCAGAAGUAGCACAUUUUUGUGACUUCUAUUGUCCUCUGAAAAACAAAAAAAUUAUCUGGAACAUGUUUAUACAAAAGUAAGUCUGGCCAAGUCUAAAUCAAGCUUUUCUGCUGACAUGAAACUGUUGGAAACUGAUCUGAUUUUAUAAGAAACGAUUUUCCCCUCAAGGAGGCGUCUGUAAUUCCAGAACAGCCCAGACCUCAGCUGUACCUCAUGUUCAGUAGUUUUUAUUUGGGUUUGCUUUGUGAGUUAACUAUGGGGGAUUUAACCUCUUUUGCCAAAGAGGAAAGUGUGUGUGUGUGUUUUUAAUAGAAUUUUUUUUUUUCCCUAAAGAAUGUAUUAUGACCCUGUUUGUAUGGUUAUCACAUCCUGUGAAAUGUAUAUAUGUUAAAAUAGUGGGGUUCUAGAAGGUCAUGGCAGACUAGCUGCUGGUUAGUGUGGAGGGUAAAUGGUUUACUUUGUGGAGUUUACAUGGUUUUAUGUGCACACUAAUUGUAAUAAACUAUGCCAAACCAAA
Molecule: messenger RNA, 4284 nt
Organism: Sapajus apella (tufted capuchin)
Lineage: Eukaryota; Metazoa; Chordata; Mammalia; Primates; Cebidae
Gene: DCBLD1
Product: discoidin, CUB and LCCL domain containing 1
Exons: 15
Coding region: 955-2937 (660 amino acids)
Source: RefSeq, a predicted model, not a curated record